Messenger RNA from Zingiber officinale, 3101 nucleotides. Its product is annotated as receptor-like protein kinase HSL1. Bases 60 to 3092 code for a protein of 1010 amino acids. Lineage: Eukaryota; Viridiplantae; Streptophyta; Magnoliopsida; Zingiberales; Zingiberaceae. Gene Ontology annotation, cellular component: plasma membrane. The transcript has 2 exons. Gene Ontology annotation, molecular function: protein kinase activity; ATP binding; protein binding. Gene Ontology annotation, biological process: hormone-mediated signaling pathway; protein phosphorylation. The record is from RefSeq and is a predicted model, not a curated record.
CUCAAACUACUUGCCACAGAGACGUAGAGCCGCCAUUCAAGUUUCACGAGCCGCCAUUAAUGGCGGCCGAGAACAGUGGCAUCGCCGGUCUCCUCUUCCUCUUCUAUCUCUUGGCCUCCCAAGUCUCGUCUCAAGCACCAUCAAUCCGCGAACAGAAGCAAAUCCUGCUCCAGAUCAAGCGCGAUUGGGGCGACGAGCCGGCUCUGGCUUCUUGGAAUGACACCACCUCCUCCUCCCACUGCGCGUGGCCGGGCGUGGGCUGCGCCGCCGGCGGCGCCGUCGUCAACCUCAGCCUCUCUGGCUUUACAGGGCCGAAGAUCUCCCGUCCCAUUCCCGCUUCGGCCCUCUGCCGCCUUCCCAACAUCACCCUCCUCGACCUCAGCUUCAACGACAUCCCCGGCGGCUUCCCCACCGGCCUCUUCCUCUGCUCCGGCCUCCGCUACCUCGACCUUUCCCAGAACCGCUUCGUCGGCGCCCUCCCUUCCGACGUCGACCGCCUCUCGCACCGCCUCACCCACCUCGACCUCUCUUCCAACAACUUCUCCGGCGGCGUCCCGGAGGCCAUCGGCCGCUUGCCGGCAAUGCAAGAGCUGCUGCUCAAUAGUAAUCUGUUCGACGGGAGCUUUCCUCAGGCGAUCGGGAACCUCUCAGAGCUACGACUGCUCACGCUCGCCUACAACCCCUUCUCGCCAGCGAGGAUUCCGCCGGAGUUUGGCAAUUUGACUAAGCUACAGGUUUUGGUGAUGACGGACAUGAAUCUCCAAGGAGAGAUACCGGAGUCAUUUGGGAAGCUGAUGGAAUUGGUUCACUUGGAUUUGGCAUAUAACGAACUCACCGGAGCAAUCCCCGCCGGGAUUUGGAGCCUCCCAAAAUUACAACUUUUGUAUUUAUACAACAACAAUUUAUCCAGCUCCAUCGUAAUCGAAGGGGAAAUUAGAGCUCUGGACUUGGAGAAGUUGGAUGUUUCAGGAAACCAGCUCAAUGGAUCGAUACCAGAGGAGUUCGGCAAGCUACAGAGCCUCUCUAUUCUCCACAUGAGCUUCAACCAGUUCACCGGCGAUAUUCCUGCCAGCAUCGGCCGGCUUCCGUCCUUGACCGAUCUCCGGUUAUUCAACAACAUCUUAACCGGCGCCAUGCCGCUGGAGUUGGGCAAACAUUCGCCGCUAUGGAAUGUGGAGGUGAACAACAACAUGCUCUCCGGCGAACUCCCUGAUGGGCUGUGCGAUGGCGGUGGGUUUACUUCCAUCGUCGUGUUCAAUAACAACUUAACGGGAAGGAUUCCGGCGACGCUCGGGGAGUGCUCGACACUCGACAACUUCCAGAUUUACAACAAUCAGUUCUCCGGCGAGGUGCCGGAGGGGAUUUGGUUAGCAGAGAGCAUGACCACGAUGAUGAUGAGCGAUAACGCCCUAUCCGGUCAGCUUCCAGAGAGACUUCCCCUGUUUCUAAGUCGGCUGGAAAUUAGGAACAAUAAAUUCACUGGGAGAAUCCCGUCCAUCGCCGGAAAUUUAUCAGUGUUCUCAGCGAGCAACAAUAUGUUCUCCGGCGAUCUUCCAUCGAGCUUGGCUGGUCUCUCGAGGCUCCAAUCCAUUGAUCUGGGAGGAAAUAUGAUAACAGGAAGAAUUCCCGAGAAUCUCUCGUUGCUGGCAUCGCUUUUUCUGCUCAAUCUAAGCAACAAUCGAUUGGCCGGUGAAAUUCCGGCGUCGAUUGGCUCGCUGCCAGUUCUGAACUCCCUCGAUCUGUCGCAAAACGAUCUUACUGGCGAGAUUCCGCAGGAGAUGGGCAACCUCAACCUCAACUACCUGAACCUUUCCUCCAAUAAACUCUCCGGUGAGGUCCCGGCGAGGCUACAAAGCUCAGCCUACGACAAGAGCUUCCUCUCCAAUCCCGGCCUCUGCGCGUCCAACUCUCGCAUCGACGUCGCCGCUUGCUCCUCCGCCUCGAGAGGCAGCUCUGGAGGGCUCUCACGCGGCCUCCUCGCCCUCUUCAUCGUCGUAGGCGCGCUUGCGCUUCUUAUGGCCUUCUCCGUUUUCCUUCACUGGGACUUAAAGAAGAGACGAGGCGACGGUGACACGUGGAAACUGAUCUCAUUCCAUUCGUUGGAUUUCAGGGAAUCCAACAUCCGCAGCGGCAUCAACGAGGAGAAUCUAAUCGGCAGCGGCGGCGCCGGGAAGGUGUACAAAAUCACCGUCGGCCACCGCACCGACGAAAUCGUGGCCGUCAAAAAGAUUCGGAGCGGAAAGAAGCUUGACGCUGCGCUCGAGAAGCAAUUCGAAUCGGAAGUCCAAAUCCUGGGCUCGAUCCGUCACAAGAACAUCGUCAAGCUGCUCUGCUGCAUCUCCGGCGAGGAUUCCAAGCUGCUGGUCUACGAGUACAUGGAGAACGGGAGCCUCGACCGGUGGCUUCACAGGAAGCCGUCGUCUCCGGCGGCGGGAGGGGGGCUCGACUGGCCGACUCGGUUGGAGAUCGCCAUCGGGGCGGCGAGAGGACUGUGCUACAUGCACCACGACUGCUCGCCGCCGAUCAUCCACCGAGACGUCAAGUCGAGCAACAUCCUACUGGACUCGGAGUUCAACGCUCGCGUCGCGGACUUCGGGCUGGCGAGGAUGAUGGCGAAGGCCGGCGAACAGGGCCUAGUCUCCGCCAUUGCCGGCACCUUCGGCUACAUGGCUCCAGAGUGUGGGCAUUCCAGCAGAAUAGACGAGAAGGUGGACAUAUACAGCUUCGGCGUCAUCCUUCUCGAGCUGACCACCGGAAGGGAAGCUCAGGACGGCGGCGGCGACGAGCAAUGCAACCUGGCAGAGUGGGCUUGGCGGCGACUCCUGCGAGGAGACUGCCUUCGCGACGCGUUAGAUCCUCGAAUCAAGGAGUCGCCUUCCGUCGAAGACAUGACCAUGGUGCUCCAGCUGGGCAUCAUGUGCACCACCAGACUGCCUUCGCGACGGCCUUCCAUGAAUGAGGUGCUGCACUUCUUGCUCCAGUGCUACCGGCCGACGGCCGGCGUCAAGUAUGAUCCUUGUGCGGAGCAGGAUGCGGCCGCGCCUCUCCUAUCCGAUGGCAGCGCCGACGCCAACUUGGCGAGCAAUGUCUGAGACGACAAU